AUGGCCGGCUUCCUCAACAAGAUCAAGAGCGCCAGUUCGGUCUCUCCGAUCUUGUCGACCAAGGAUGCGCAGCCCAAGAAAAAGGACGAGUCCCUCUUCGAGGUCACCCCGCUGGAACGGAUGCUCCAGCAUGCCGGGCCGUUGCGCGAGGAUGGCAGUGACAGAUUCUUUGGGUUUGAAAAUGCUCUCUUCUAUUCCGACCUCUUCCGCGACAAUGUUAUCAAAUACCCCCCGCACUCCCCGUCCGACACCCCCAACGGCAUCCGUCCCAAGGUCAACGUCACCAUCAGACCCCUGAUGAACCCGACUCCCCCGACCUUACAACAGAAACAAAAGACCCUCCCGGCCUCCCAGGCCAUGAAGCAGCGACAGGUCAUCAGCCCGGGUCAGCCCAUGUCCGGUCAAACCGGGAUCAAGCCCGAGGACAAGCCUGAUACGCCCGAGUACAAAAAGAAGCAGGCAAUGCUCAAAGGGCCCAUCUUGGAGUUGGCGCAGGAGAAUGCCGUGGCGUACGGCAUGGAUGAGUGUACCUUUACGGGGCUCAAGGACAUAUUUCUGGCUUUGAUGGACAGCAAAACGCGGACGGGCGUCCUCAGCCCCCAGCGCUUCCUCGAGAUCUUCAAGCGCGACAAUGAAAUGUUUCGCAAUUCGAUGCAUCAAGACGCCCACGAGUUCUACGGCCUUGUACUCAACGACGUCAUCGCCAACGUCGAAGCCAAGGCUCGCAAGACACACGAGCAGGAGGCGGCCAACAAGCCCAACGGCCUUGCGCAGUCGGUGGGACACGCGUUGGGCUCCACCGUGGCCAACAACACAAACGGCUACCGCUCCCCGGGCACCGGUUGGGUCCACGACAUUUUCGAGGGCGUCUUGACCUCGGAGACAAAAUGCUUGACGUGCGAGACGGCGUCGCAGCGAGACGAGACAUUCCUCGAUCUUUCCAUCGAUCUCGAGGAGCACUCGUCCGUCACGUCGUGCCUGCGCAAGUUUUCUGCCGAAGAGAUGCUCUGCGAGCGUAACAAGUUCCAUUGCGACCAUUGCGGAGGGCUGCAGGAAGCAGAGAAGCGUAUGAAGGUCAAGCGGUUGCCCAAGGUGCUCACGCUGCAUCUGAAGCGGUUCAAGUACACGGACGACUACAGCCGCCUGCAGAAGCUCUUUCACCGCGUCGUGUACCCCUAUCACCUGCGCAUGUUCAACACCACCGAGGACGCCGAGGAUCCGGACCGCCUGUACGAGCUGUACGCGGUUGUCGUGCACAUCGGCGGAAACGUCUACCAUGGUCAUUACGUGUCGAUAAUCAAGACCAAGGACCGAGGCUGGGUGUUAUUUGACGACGAGAUGGUUGAGCCUGUCGACAAACACUUUGUGCGCAACUUUUUCGGGGACAAGCCCGGCAUGGCUACGGCGUACGUUCUUUUUUACCAGGAGACGACCUUUGAGAAGGUGAGGGAAGAGCAGGAGAGGGAAGGGAUGGAGGAGGUCAAGCUGGCGACCCAGGCUGCACACGUGGCGCACGAGGACGGCGACAAGGCAGACACGGCUCCGUUAAAGCGACAGACGACGCAGCCGACUCCUCUGACACUCGAGCGAGAGUCCAUGUCCAGGUUGUCACAUGCCAGAACGGCACCUGACAUGCCCAGUCCGCCGCCGGACGCCAAGACCAAGGAGGAAAAGAAGCGAGAAAAGAAGGAGCGCGAGGCGGCGGAAAAGGCGGCGAAGCAUGCAGAGAAAGAGAGGGGAAGGCAGGCCAAGGAGGCGGAGAGGGAGAAGGAAAAGCAAGCCAAGGAGGCGGAGAAGGAGAGGGGAAAACAAGCCAAGGAGGCGGAGAGGGAGAGGGAGAGACAAGCCAAGGAAGAAGAUAAGAGGAGAAAAGAUGAGAAACUUGGGGGGUCCCAGGCUCGCAGGAGCGAGCAAGAUGAGCCGCAGAGCUCACACGACGAAGGCAAACGGACGGAGGCCAAGGAGGAGGAGCCGAAAAAGAAGGAGCCGAAUGGCUCGGGGUCCAUGAGCAGCCUCCUCGACAGGUCCAAGAGGGGUAGCAAGUCCAUGUCGAAACGGAGCUUCAGCUUCUUCCACAAAGACAAGGGAAUCAGCGACACGGCUUCCGGAGGGCACGAAAAUGGCGAUGCGCCGGAGAAGCAAGAGAAGACCAAGGGCCGCCUCAGCAUCGGACUGGGCCGCAAGAAGAGCGGCAACUUGCUGUCGUGA
Messenger RNA from Hirsutella rhossiliensis, 2208 nucleotides. Its product is annotated as ubiquitin carboxyl-terminal hydrolase domain-containing protein. The coding region runs from base 1 to 2208 and encodes 735 amino acids. Gene Ontology annotation, biological process: protein deubiquitination. The transcript has 4 exons. Gene Ontology annotation, cellular component: nucleus; cytosol. Lineage: Eukaryota; Fungi; Ascomycota; Sordariomycetes; Hypocreales; Ophiocordycipitaceae. The record is from RefSeq and is a predicted model, not a curated record. Gene Ontology annotation, molecular function: cysteine-type deubiquitinase activity; cysteine-type endopeptidase activity.